Molecule: messenger RNA, 1826 nt
Organism: Puma concolor (puma)
Lineage: Eukaryota; Metazoa; Chordata; Mammalia; Carnivora; Felidae
Gene: BRAP
Product: BRCA1 associated protein
Biological process (GO): Ras protein signal transduction; protein ubiquitination
Cellular component (GO): cytoplasm
Molecular function (GO): ubiquitin protein ligase activity; zinc ion binding; nucleic acid binding
Source: RefSeq, a predicted model, not a curated record
AGCCUCGCCUGAGCCCGCCGGGGCCCGCGCCGGCCAGCGCCUGCCCUAUGAGUGUGUCACUGGUUGUCAUCCGACUGGAGCUUGCGGAACACUCGCCCGUCCCCGCCGGCUUCGGCUUCAGCGCCGCGGCCGGGGAAAUGUCUGAUGAGGAGAUCAAAAAGAAGACACUAGCUUCAGCUGUAGCCUCUUUAGAAGGGAAGUCACCAGGGGAAAAAGCAGCAAUCAUACAUCAGCAUCUUGGUCGUCGAGAAAUGACAGAUAUGAUCAUUGAGACCAUGAAGUCCAACCCAGAUGAGCUGAAAGCCACAAUGGAAGAAAGGAAGUCUUCAGAAGCAUCUCUCACUGCACAGAGAAGUAAAGAUCAAAGUAUAGAAUGCAUAAACGCUGCUCCCGAUUCUCCAUCCAAACAGCUUCCAGACCAGAUUUCGUUCUUUAGUGGAAACCCAUCAGUUGAAAUAGUUCAUGGUAUUAUGCAUCUAUACAAGACAAAUAAGAUGACCUCCUUAAAAGAAGAUGUGAGGCGCAGUGCCAUGCUGUGUAUUCUCACAGUCCCUGCUACAAUGACCAGUCAUGACCUUAUGAAGUUUGUCGCCCCAUUUAAUGAAGUAAUUGAACAAAUGAAAAUCAUCAGAGACUCUACUCCAAAUCAAUAUAUGGUGCUGAUAAAGUUUAGUGCACAGGCCGACGCAGAUAGUUUUUAUAUGGCGUGCAACGGCCGCCAGUUCAACUCGAUAGAAGAUGAUGUUUGCCAGUUGGUGUAUGUGGAAAGGGCUGAAGUACUAAAAUCUGAAGAUGGUGCCAGCCUCCCCGUGAUGGACCUGACGGAGCUCCCCAAGUGCACGGUGUGUCUGGAGCGCAUGGACGAGUCUGUGAAUGGCAUUCUCACCACGUUAUGUAACCACAGCUUCCACAGCCAGUGCCUGCAGCGUUGGGACGACACCACAUGUCCUGUGUGCCGAUACUGCCAGACUCCAGAGCCAGUAGAAGAGAAUAAGUGUUUUGAGUGUGGCGUUCAGGAAAACCUUUGGAUUUGUUUAAUAUGUGGCCACAUAGGAUGUGGACGAUAUGUAAGUCGACAUGCUUAUAAGCACUUUGAGGAAACCCAGCACACGUAUGCCAUGCAGCUUACCAACCAUCGAGUCUGGGACUAUGCUGGAGAUAAUUAUGUCCAUCGAUUGGUUGCAAGUAAAACAGAUGGAAAAAUAGUACAAUAUGAAUGUGAGGGUGAUACUUGCCAGGAAGAGAAAAUAGAUGCCUUACAGUUAGAGUAUUCGUAUUUACUAACAAGCCAGUUGGAAUCUCAACGAAUCUACUGGGAAAACAAGAUAGUUCGGAUAGAGAAGGACACAGCAGAGGAAAUUAACAACAUGAAGACCAAAUUUAAAGAAACGAUUGAGAAAUGUGACAAUCUGGAGCACAGACUAAAUGAUCUCCUAAAAGAAAAGCAGUCUGUGGAAAGAAAGUGCACUCAGCUAAACACAAAAGUGGCCAAACUCACCACAGAGCUCAGAGAGGAGCAGGAAAUGAACAAGUGUUUGCGUGCCAACCAAGUCCUCCUGCAGAACAAACUGAAGGAGGAGGAGAGGGUGUUGAAGGAAACCUGUGACCAGAAGGAUCUGCAGAUCACCGAGAUCCAGGAGCAGUUGCGUGACGUCAUGUUCUACCUGGAGACACAGCAGAAGAUCAACCACCUGCCUGCUGAGACCCGGCAGGAAAUCCAGGAGGGACAGAUCAACAUCGCCAUGGCCUCAGCCUCCAGCGCCCCCUCUUCGGGGGGCAGCGGGAAGCUGCCCUCCAGGAAAGGCCGCAGCAAGAGGGGCAAGUGA